Doryrhamphus excisus (bluestripe pipefish) is the source of this 2310-nucleotide messenger RNA. The record is from RefSeq and is a predicted model, not a curated record. Lineage: Eukaryota; Metazoa; Chordata; Actinopteri; Syngnathiformes; Syngnathidae.
GUGUGUGUGUGUGUGUGUAUGCUCUGAAGCUGUUUAGUUUUCACUAAGAGAGACGGAGAAAAGACGCGUGCAAAGGAUGAAGAACUGGACUGGACCAAAGAUGGAAGUCCAUGGAGGCAACUUAAGCAAACCUGAUCAGGAUCAUGAAUAACUGUUUUCCCCGCGAGGCUCCACCGAUUGUUCCUCCUCCCUCCCUCACUCCCUCCCUUUCCUCUCUCUCCUCCGUCCUCUCUCUCCCCUCCCCUUGUUGUGACAGAGCACACCUGCUUGAUCUCCACGCCGAUCGGCGCUCCCGAGUCCAAUUAUCCCAAAAGGCCCGAGGAGCCGCUCACUCGCCGCCUCGACUGGAUUUUUGGGAGUCCCCCCCCACACCCCCGCAUUACUCAAAGCUCCUUCGCCUUGCUUCUCCUGGGAACAGGCUCCCCUGCUAGCAGCACCAUGAGGUCGGCCUGUCUCUCUCUGCUCCUGGUCACCGCCUGCUGGGCACUGCCCUUCCGCCAGUCCGGCUUCCUGGACUUCAUGAUGGAGGACGAACCAGGGUCGGCUCUGCCCGACGAGAAGAACACCUUUGAGGUGCCCGUCAUGCCUGAAGGACCCAAGUGUCCCUUCCGGUGCCAGUGCCACCUGCGUGUGGUCCAGUGUUCUGACCUCGGUCUGAAGGAGGUUCCCAAGGAUAUCCCCGAUGACACCACACUCCUAGAUCUGCAGAACAACAAGAUCAGCGAGAUCAAGGAGGAUGACUUCAAGAACCUCAAGGGACUGCAUGCUCUGAUCCUGGUCAACAACAAGAUCAGCAACAUCCACGCCAAGGCCCUGAGCCCUCUGACCAAACUACAGCGCCUAUACCUGUCCAAGAACCUGCUGAAGGAGAUGCCAGCUAAUAUGCCCAAGAGCCUUCAAGAGCUGCGCAUCCACGAGAACGAGAUCACCAAGAUCAAGAAAUCCUCCUUCCAGGGAAUGGCCCACGUCAUCGUCAUGGAGCUCGGCUCAAACCCCCUGAAGAGCGCAGGAAUCGAUGCCGGAGCUUUCGCCGACCUGAAAAGAGUCUCCUACAUUCGUAUUGCAGAUACUAGGAUCACAGAGAUCCCACAAGGUCUCCCCAGCUCACUUUCUGAGCUCCACUUGGACGGGAACAAGAUCUCCAAGGUCACCGCUGAGAACCUGAAGGGCCUCAAGCACCUGGCUAAGCUGGGUUUGAGCCACAAUGAGAUCAGCUCGGUGGAAAACGGCACCCUGGUCAACGUCCCCCACCUGCGAGAACUUCACCUGGACAACAACGCUCUGACCAGCGUUCCCGCCGGCAUGCCUGACCACAAGUACAUUCAGGUGGUCUACCUCCACGCCAACAAGAUCAGUGCGGUGGGAACAGAAGACUUCUGCCCCCCGGGCUUCAACACCAAGAAGGCCAUGUACUCGGGCAUCAGCCUGUUCAGCAACCCGGUGCCUUACUGGGAAGUCCAGCCCAUCACCUUCCGCUGCGUCUUCGAUCGCUCUGCCAUCCAGCUGGGCAACUACAGGAAGAAGUAGAGCGAGCGCUUCCUCUCCUGUGACGCCCCCCCUCACACCUCCCAUCACCCCCAAUCAUUGAGGAAGUGUGCCUUUGUAAAUGAGCGCGUGAAAGUGUGCGUGUUUGACCGCCAUCACCCCCACCCCCUUUCUCAUAGUGGACAUGGACCUCAAGCACAUUUUUUUUUGUUGUUUUUUUUUUGUUGUUUUUUUUUUACAAGAACACCGUUAUUUAGCUUGGCUUGGUUGCUAGCAAACACGGCUUACAGGUAUCGCACACAUGCGUAAAGCCGUAAUAUAUUCUCACAUUCAUACUGUAGCGUAGUUAAGCACGGAAACAUUCCACUGUCUUUUUUUUUUUUUUUUUUUUUUUUUGGACCAAUUGCAGACGAGGCCUGUGGAGCAGGCAGCCAACCUGUACCGAGCAUCCAGAAUGUGGACCAAAUAGUCUGAUUGUGACCGAUUAUGAAAGCGACCGUGACUCCAAAAUUUAGAAUAAACCAUAUAUGAUUCAAACACAAGUCACUCCUAAAGAGUUAUAUGCAUGUUUGCUGCUUUAUUGUAACGUCUCAUUGUUUUUCCUUGCUACGCUUUUGUGUUUUAACGAGAAAGGGUGCCUGCUACGCCCUAUACGUCGGUGUGAAUGUUGUAUGUAUAGACACUGUAUAUAAAUGCUGUAUAAAAACCAUCAUUGCUUAAAAAAAAAAAAGGCACAAGCACUUAUCGUAGUUCAAACUUUUAUGAAUAUAUCAACGACAAAAGGCAGGGAUUCCUGCUCCUGAAAGAAUAAAAACACUAAUGGAA